Schistosoma bovis is the source of this 3706-nucleotide messenger RNA. NCBI's taxonomy places the organism in Eukaryota, Metazoa, Platyhelminthes, Trematoda, Strigeidida, Schistosomatidae. The record is from the annotation of a GenBank genome assembly.
AUAGUUAUAUGUUUACGCAUAUUUUAAUGAGGCUUAGUUUUGUGUUCUUUGUCAAGUAGUUCAGUCCAAUUCUGGCGGACUUAUUCAUAACCUUUGGAUGAAGUGUUAUGUGGAAAAUAAAAGAUAUUAUUCUAUUUCCGAUUUUUGGGGUUCAUUUCAUUAUCAGUGGAUUGAGAUAUGAUCGCUUUUCUACAUUGUGUCACCAUGGUGUGAUAAAUCACUCUGAAGUUGUAACUCAUGUGGUGUCUUCGGAUGUGCAAAAACUUAUUCGUCGUAAUUCACAAACAGAAUUAAGAAUUCAUACCCAUUAUGAUAGGUCAAUUAAAUCUCUCAAAAAUUUCCAGGAUAUUAAGAGAGAUGUAAUUGAAGUAGCAAUUGAGUUUUGGGAAGAUGCUCUACUGUUACGUCAGUCUCAUACCGUGCCCAGAAGAUUAACACUUGACAGAGUUUGUGUUGAUGGUGCUACAAAGUUGAUGACUUUUGAUAAUCAACUCUUGACAUUUUGUGUCAAUGGUUGUGUGGAAUGGACAAAAUGUGGACCUAUAAACAUUCCAGUGUCACAUUUAAAUCAGUGCAGGUUUAUUUAUAAUGGAACCUCAAUGAUUUCAGGUCGCAAGGGCGAAGGUAUAUACCGUGCCAACUUCAUACUCUAUAUUUCAUCGCUUAGAACACAUAGAUGUAAUACUGCAAAAGUCCUAGGUUAUGCUGCACACUGUCAGCUAGAAGCUAAUACUGAUCGCCCUAUGGCUGGCUACAUCAAUUUCUGUCCUGAUACAUUAAGUAAUGAAUAUAACGAUAAAAUGCGUUCACUGUUUGUUGCUACGCAUGAAAUAUUACAUUCACUAGGAUUCUCUACAAGUUUGUUUGCAUUCUACAGAGAUAAACAAAAUCGACCAUUAACACCACGUGAUCCAAUAACAUUUAAACCUGCACUAGGCUGGUAUUCAGGAAAGAACGGUCAAGUAUACCAGUGGAGUGACAAUGUGGUUCGAUCGGUUAAUCGUACUUGGUUAAGUGCUUUUGGAACUUUUCAAAAAUUAGCGCACAUUGUGGUUUUACCGACUGUUGUACGUAUCGCCAGAUCAUUCUACAACUGUCCGAAUCUUGAUGGUGUCGAGUUAGAAGAUGAGGAUGAUGCAGGAGUGUAUCUAACACACUGGGAGAAACGCCUUUUAGAGAAUGAUUUAAUGACGGCAACAUACACAAAUUCUUUUCGAAUUUCACCGAUUACUCUGGCAAUGAUGGAGGAUACCGGCUGGUACAUCCCAAACUAUGCAUUAUCUCAGUCUUUCAGUUGGGGUAGAGGUCGAGGAUGUACCUUUGCUACUGGCAGUUGUUUAGAAUACAUGCUAGAACAAAGUCGUGGUGGUCAUCCAAUUGCACCGUUUUGUCAACAGUUAACUUCAAGCUUUCACAACAAAAAUAAUGGAUUACAGGUUAGCUGUACACCUGGUGAAGAAAGUUAUGGAUUUUGUAACCUAAUUGAAUAUUCCAAACCAUUGCCUGAUGAAUAUGUAUAUUUCGUUAAUACAAAUUUCUCGACUGUUACAUUGAAUUCUGAAAUCAAUCUAGGUACUGGAAACUUAACUAAUCAGUAUCCUUUGGUUAAAUUAGGAGGAAAAAUAGCUUUGGCUAAUUACUGUCCAUAUCAUCAGGAAAUUGAAUGGGAAGAUGAUGUAGGAAAAUCAAUUGCUAAUACUCAUUGUCAUGCAUCAACUAAUUUGAAAGAUCCACAUCACAACUUUAAACUUGAACGAUUUGGUAUGGAUUCUGUUUGUGUAGAGCAUAGUCCCAACUGGUAUUUAAUUAAUGGAGAUUCCUUAUUUGUUCCGCCAGUGGAAGGAGCUGGAUGUUACACAGUAUGAUUUGAAAAAUUUCCCCCAUGAUUAUGUCUAGCGCGCUUAACCUUCUGAACACUGUAGAACAGCAAAAGACCUCGUUUUCAGUUUUACCUUUGUUCAUUCAGUAUAUGAAAUCACUUUGUAACUAUUCUUUAUUGAAGUGCAAAGCAUUUGUUUCAUAUAUAUUACUGCAAUAUUAUGAUAGUCACUUUCUUAUUUUAUCUAAUGCGUCACACUGGUGAAGAACAUGUCUAAGAUACUGAAAAAUUUCAUACGUCCUUUGUAACCUAUGAGUUUUCUAGCUAUUUAGUAAGAUUUUCAUAUUCUAUAAAAGUAUUCAUGUGAAGCCUAAUAAUUAUUUCUGUACCAAAAUUAUUGGUUCCUAUUAAGAAUGUAUCAUAAAUAUACGUAUCUUUAUCUUCUUCAAAAUCUAUCAUAAGCAUAGUUCAUUUAAACUGUUCACAAAGUUAAUAUGAAAAUGGAACACUAAAAUCCUUCUGAGAUCACUCCAUAUUAAUUCUUUCUUGUUUAAUCACUUCGAUCUUAUUUAUAAACUUUCAUAAUUCUUAUUUAGCUUACUCUUUGUCCGUCAUAUUCUACAUUGAGCUGUAUUCUUAUUUAGACAGUGUUUUUGAUUAAUUUUCCCAUUUCUGAGAGCAACGACCACCUUUUUAUCGUAUUUAUAAUUUAAAAGAUUUGAUUUUUGUUUAGUUUUUACUUAAUUUUUUAGACAAUUUUUGGCUUCUAGUGCAAACUAAUGACAGUCGAAGAUUUAUUUCAAACUUGAGGAUGCCGUAAACUUUCCCAUCUUAUUCUAGGACUGUCAAGCACCUAUAAUAAUCUCAUAGAAGUUAAUUAUAGUCAGUUUAUCGAUAGGCCAAAGAUCAUUAAAUUUAGUGGUUAAUAAAUGUAGGAGAGAAGUUGUAUGUAUUUGGUUAGUAGAUUAUUAAAAUUUGUUAGUAAGUUUUAAAAAGUUAUAACCAUAGUCAUUCUUUAAAACAUAUUUUUAUAGUUUACGAAUAUUUGUCGCCCUCUCUUAAAUAUUUAAAUACAUAUUCUAAAUGAAGAAUCACGAACACUUUUAAAACCGUAGUUUCCUAUUAUCUUUCUUACAAACGUUAUCAUUAGGUAUACGUAUAAUUUUUUUUCCAAAAAAUUUCAGUUCCGAUGUUCAAUGACUGAAGGUGGUUUGAUUUUAGAACUUGCUGGAGGUAUGUCGAUUCCUUGUGAAGUACCAGGAGAACUUAGUGAAAUUAACGCUUGUUUAACAAAACAAAGUCUUACUGUGAAAGGAAAACUUGUAUGUCCUGAUUGCAGAUUACUAUGUCCAUUAUCGGAGUGUCCGAAAAUCUAUUCCAUUUCACAAAACAAUGUAACAUAUCUCAGAUCAAACUACUCCAACGAUCGUUCGUCUUCGUUUUUGUAUGAAACCAAUAUGUUUAUACCUAAAUCACGUACUAUACAGUAUUCUCAGUUAAUUGUUAAUGAAACUGAGUCUAUUGUUGAAAAUCCAUUAUAUAUUGUUGAAAAUUCUAAAAAUUCUAAAGGUAUUGUAAUACAACAAGCUAUUCUACCUGGUGCAUGUUUAUUUAAUAUAGCUUACUCAUCUACUUCUCUAACUUUUUCAAUAUUCAUAUACUUUGUAGUGUUUGUUCAAUUAUUCUGUUUAUAAAAUGCCUUAUUCUUUAUAUGCCCACAAAAAUAUUUCCUACCCAGUUAUAAUUCAUACUUCAUUUCGUUAUGCUUAUAAGUUCUUUUCACAUCACAAGAUCAUAAUUAAUUUUUUUUUUCCAAAAUAAAAUUAAUAAAAAGUAACAAAAUGCAUUUUCAAUUUUAAAACAUUCAAGAAUACUUGUUUAAAGUUG